AUGCCACCCGAACAGAGAUCCCCCGCCGAUCGCGGAGCCAUCGCGUCUCAUGACGGCGACGCGACCGAGACGACGCCGUUGCUGAUUGCCAACGACAUCGCUCCGACCGCCGACCCCGACGUGGCCAAGGCGACGACGCUCCCCGAGCCGGACCGGCGUGAUGACGACCCGGAGGAAAAACCGCUGCCGGGCUGGCAGAUCUUCCUGCUGUGCUACGCCCGGUUGGUCGAGCCCAUGGCUUUCUUCUCCAUCUUCCCGUACAUCAACCAGAUGGCCCAGCAGAACGGCAAUCUCGCCGACACGGACGUCGGCUUCUACAGCGGCCUCAUCGAGUCGCUCUUCUCCCUGACGCAAGCAAUCGUCAUGAUCUUCUGGGGCAUGCUGUCGGAUCGGGUCGGCCGCAAGCCCGUCCUCGUCUUCUCACUCGUCGGCGUCACGCUCGCCACCUCCAUCUUCGGCAUGGCCCGGACGAUCUGGCAGAUGGUCCUGUUCAGGUGCCUGGCAGGCGUGUUCGGCGGCACCAUUGUCACGAUGCGCACCAUGAUUGCCGAGCACAGCACCCCGAAAACCCAGGCCAGAGCUUUCAGCUGGUUUGCUUUCAGCGGCAACCUCGGCAUCUUCAUCGGGCCGCUUCUGGGCGGCGCUCUUGCCGACCCCGUGCAUCAGUACCCGGGGUUCUUCAAGAAUCGCUUCUUCCUUGAAUAUCCUUACGCGCUGCCAAGUUUCGUGGUUGGGUUCCUUGGCUUGACGGCCGCUGUGACCUGUUUCAUCUUCGUCGAGGAAACGCUCAAGAAAGAGCCCUGCAGCAUAGACGACAACAGCUCAGCAGCGCCCAAGAAGGACACAUACUCCAUCGCUAAACUUGUCAAGUCCGACGGCGUUGGCAUAGUCCUCUUCGUCUACGGCUAUCUCAUGCUCCUCGCAUUCGCGUAUACGGCCAUAGUCCCCGUCUUCUGGUUCACACCCGUGGCGCUUGGUGGCUAUGGAUUCACCCCUCUGCAAAUCUCAAUCAUGAUGGCGGUCAACGGCAUUGCCCAAGCCCUGUGGCUCUUGGUCAUCUUCCCUCCCUUACAGCAUCGCAUGGGGACCAACGGCGUCCUGCGUGUGUGCUCAUACGCCUAUCCCUGGUUCUUCCUUAUUUGCCCGCUCGGAAAUUUCGUUCUUAAAGCCGGCGUCAACAACCCCGGGGUAAUCACUUGCUUCUGGAUAUUUGCACCCAUCGGUCUUGCCAUUGGCUCCGGGGUAAGCAUGGCGUUCACUGCCAUUCAACUGGCACUCAACGACGUGUCGCCCAGCCCCCAGGUUCUUGGAGCGCUCAACGCUCUGGCGUUGACUGGCGUCAGUGUCAUCAGGGCCUUCUCGCCAGCACUAUACACGAGUCUAUUCGCCAUUGGGGCGCGAACUCAGUACCUCUGGGGCCAGGCGAUCUGGGUUCUCAUGGUUGCACUUGCAGUGGGCUUGAUCUUUGCAGUGAGACAACUUCCCGAGGAGGAGGAUCUGAAAAUGGCCAGAGAACAGUAA
This is a messenger RNA of Colletotrichum navitas, 1521 nucleotides long. Its product is annotated as major facilitator superfamily transporter. The transcript has a single exon. Bases 1 to 1521 code for a protein of 506 amino acids. Gene Ontology annotation, molecular function: transmembrane transporter activity. Gene Ontology annotation, biological process: transmembrane transport. Lineage: Eukaryota; Fungi; Ascomycota; Sordariomycetes; Glomerellales; Glomerellaceae. The record is from RefSeq and is a predicted model, not a curated record.